UGGCAAUGGCGAACUCUAUCAGUCUCUUUGAGCUCUAAAUUCAAAAUCACCAAAUCUCUGACAAUGGCGAACUCUAUCAGAUUCUUUGAGCUCAACACCGGUGCUAAGAUCCCGUCUGUGGGUCUUGGCACAUGGCAGGCCUCUCCUGGCAUCGUUGGCGAUGCCGUCGCCGCUGCUGUCAAGAUCGGCUAUCGUCAUAUUGAUUGUGCUCAGUUGUAUGGUAACGAAAAAGAGAUUGGGACAGCUUUGAAAAAAUUGUGUGAAAAAGGUGUAGUGAAACGCGAGGAGUUGUUCAUCACCUCCAAACUCUGGUGUACUGAUCAUGACCCUCAAGAUGUGCCAGAGGCACUGAACAGAACUAUACAGAAUCUGCAGCUUGACUACGUUGAUCUGUAUUUGAUUCACUGGCCUGUACGGAUGAAGAAAGGUUCUGUUGGAGUGGCGCCAGAGAACUUAUUACCUGUAGAUAUUCCUAGCACAUGGAAAGCAAUGGAAUCACUCACUGAUUCAGGCAAGGCACGAGCCAUAGGAGUAAGCAACUUCUCCACCAAGAAACUAGAAAACCUCUUGGAGCUAGCUCGUGUUCCUCCUGCUGUUAAUCAGGUCGAAUGUCACCCUUCUUGGCGACAAGCUAAGCUUCGAGAGUUUUGCAAAUCCAAAGGGGUUCACCUCAGUGUAACCAUCACUCAUUUCACCACUAGAUAUACUUUCUCUAUUUGUGUCUUACCUUAUAUAUUGAUUGGAUACUAUUGCAAGGCAUACUUUCCAUUGGGUUCUCCAGGAUGGCUCAAGAGCAAUGUUCUGAAGCACCCAAUACUGAAUAUGGUUGCGGAAAAGCUUGAGAAGUCUCCUGCUCAAGUUGCACUCCGUUGGGGACUCCAAAUGGGUCACAGUGUACUUCCCAAAAGUACUAAUGAAGGGAGGAUCAGUGAGAACUUAGAUGUUUUCGACUGGUAUAUACCCGAUAACUUGUUUACCAAGUUUUCUGAUAUUGAACAGGCUAGGUUAUUGGAUGUUUCCUUCUUUGUUCACGAGACACUGAGCCCUUAUAAGUCUCUUGAAGAGUUAUGGGAUGGCGAGAUAUGAUUUUAAGCUGUUCUGUAAUUGGUUUGUUCAUGAGUGUUACCGAAAAGAUUUAUUAUCAUAUUUGUUGUUAUCUUGAAUAUAAUAAAAAUAUUACAUUUAUACCUUUGUUAUGUAUUUUAGUCAUCUCAAAUUGAAAUGUGAUGUUUAGCCGUAUGGUUUGUUCGUGAACAUACCAGUCAAAAGCUACGUUCACAUUGUAUUACAGCUAAGUUGUCUAAACG
Messenger RNA from Eruca vesicaria subsp. sativa (arugula), 1307 nucleotides. NCBI's taxonomy places the organism in Eukaryota, Viridiplantae, Streptophyta, Magnoliopsida, Brassicales, Brassicaceae. The record is from the annotation of a GenBank genome assembly.